UUUACGUUCCUGAACCUUUUGUCCAAAAGAUCCCUGCACCAAACAUACACAAAAGAACAGCUGACUCUUUGUUGUUUACGCCAAUUUGCGCAACAUUCUAGUCCAUCGCCGAUUUCGGAUCACUCCGCAUCGCCAAAAUGGCACAAAAUGUGCCAUUUUCGAAGCAAAUGCGCAUAGCUACUCGAGAAAUACACAAUGUUAGUGAUGCACUUGUGAACGCAAAAUUAGCCUUCGCUCUCUACGACAGUCGUGUUUGGGCUGAAGGGCUGCUGAUCUUCUACGACGUGUUCAAACACCUCGAACAACGCGUACCGCAUGAUUUUCUCCCACCGGAGCUGCAUCGAACGGCACAGUUUGAGCAGGACCUUCGCUACUAUCUCGGCGAACGGUGGCUCGAACGCCACACCCCAAAGGCGGAAGUGCGUGCCUAUUUGAAGCACUUGCAAGAACUCGAGCAGGAGAAUGCAAAUCUACUGCUGGCCUACGUUUACCAUCUCUACAUGGGACUCCUGUCUGGGGGACAAAUUUUACAGAAGCGCCGAUCUAUCGGUCGCCGAAUCAAUCCGUUCCGAAGAGCGGACGCAGAACCGGUCCCGGAUGCGGCCGUUACCACAUUCGAAGAUCACAGCAUUUACGAGCUGAAGCAACGUUUGCGCAAAAUUGUGGACGAUUUUGGCGCUCGGCUGGACGAGGAAACGCGCCAGCGAAUGUUGGACGAAAGCAGGAAAGUGUUCGAACUUAACAACACCAUCAUCCGGACGGUGGAGGGCGUUGGUUCGGCAAACAUGCGUAUCGUAAGGUACAUCGCGAUGGCAAUUGCUGCCAUCAUAUUAAUGCAGUACGUCGUGCGAAACCAGUUUGACCACGAGCAAGAGCAAACGUUGUGAUUUUAAAUGCAGAAGACGCAAGAACACUCUUGAACAAUGUAAUAUUUCGGACAUUUCAACAGUAAAGACAAAAUAAUACAGCAA
Molecule: messenger RNA, 971 nt
Organism: Anopheles merus
Lineage: Eukaryota; Metazoa; Arthropoda; Insecta; Diptera; Culicidae
Gene: Ho
Product: heme oxygenase 1
Exons: 2
Coding region: 138-887 (249 amino acids)
Biological process (GO): heme oxidation
Molecular function (GO): heme oxygenase (decyclizing) activity
Source: RefSeq, a predicted model, not a curated record